Messenger RNA from Spodoptera littoralis (African cotton leafworm), 2538 nucleotides. NCBI's taxonomy places the organism in Eukaryota, Metazoa, Arthropoda, Insecta, Lepidoptera, Noctuidae. The record is from the annotation of a GenBank genome assembly.
AUGUACGACCCUUCAUCCGAUGGCGCCGAAGAAGACCUCCUACCCGCUGCUACUCUGCCAUUAUCUUCGUCGUGGUCACAGCAAAGUAGACAGGAGAUUAGAGAGAGUAGAGUCGAUGUCGGCGGUACAUCACGUCCUGUCCAGGACAUAAUUUCCGACAGCACUUCAGUAGAAAGCUGCUGCUUGUGCCCACCGUGGAGCCCAUCGUGGUGCCCUUCCUGGUGCAGCAAAAAUUCUACAAGUGCCCCAGAACCAAUAGAACUCGACACUUUAAAUGUUAUCGAUGAAGAGCCACAUUGGGCCUCAGAACAAUGUACUGCCCCACCUCCGACCCCAGUAGAAGAAUUUUCACAUGACUCAUCCCUACCACCUGGAUUAGAACAAUUCGUAUACAACUUGCCACACACGCAAGAUGAAAAAAUCGAAGUGUUGGUGAUGCCCUAUGAGGCACAUCAGGAUGGCCGCAAAAUGUUCAAAAGAAGGGGUGCAAUGUGUGCCAUCCACAUUGUAGAGGAGAACUGUACCUCGCGGGCUGCGUCAAUAGAUCAAACGCUUCCUACAACCGCCGAAAUUCAAUCAUCAAGGAACCGCAGACACAUUCGCAUGGGCAGGAUGAAUCCUUUAGAGGAUCAUGAACGUAAAAUCAUUAUAGAAUUUUGCCAUCUACUGGAAAAAUCUAAACAACUAUUCAAUGGUUUACGCGAGUUGCCACAAUAUGGUCACAAACAAUGGCACUCCUAUUUUGGAAAGACGUUUGAUGUGUACACGAAGCUGUGGAAGUUCCAACAGCAACAUAGAGGAAUUCUCGAUAGUAAAUAUGGACUAAAACGCUGGCAAAUUGGUGAAAUCGCUUCGAAAAUAGGACAACUUUACUAUCACUUCUACUUACGAACAAGUGAUACAGCUUACUUGAGCGAAGCUUUCUCCUUCUACUUCGCCAUUCGAGGCAGGAGCUACUACACUCAAGCCUCUAAAGAAGACAAAUGCGAACUGAUGGUAAAAAAACUUCGUUACUAUGCCCGAUUUAUCGUCGCAAGCCUUCUGCUCAAAAAAAUGAAACUAGUGCGGGACCUAUUAAAUGAGCUUGACAAACAAAUAAGCGAAUAUGGCAUCACUUAUGAGCCAGAUGAUCAAAAUGAAUGGAGGAUUGUUGCUGAUGAAGUUAGAAGCUUCAUUAAAGUGGAGCCAGUGGUGACUGUGUACCAUCCUCAAGAGUUCGUCGUAAUACUGUCCCAUCGACUUAGUCCUCAAACGACGCCACCAAUUGAGAGGACGACAGCGAUGACGUUAAUUCUUCAAGAAGUACUUAUUGUUGGAAGUAAUGCUACUCAGCUGAAGUUUUCUGAACUGACAAUGGACAUGUACAGAAUGAUGCAAACUCUUGAACGGGAGCCGAAUGGCGAGGCCCAGCACUUGUACGAUGAGUCGCCACGACAGCGUUGUGCGUCAACACCUAGUGCUUUCAACAACAAAGCAGGUGGCUACGACGUGGGAGGCCUGAUCACGACGUCCAAAAUCGACGUGCUUGGACGGGAAACGACGAUAAAAGAGGGAAAGUCAGCCCCUCCUAAGUAUAAAGAUUUACAGGUUCUCCAUCCAGGUGACCUGUAUCCAUUCACACGGCGACCUAUGGUCGUGAUCGUGGAUUCCGACAAUUCUUUCAUUUUCAACGACAUGCCCCGUCUUUUCGGGCAGCCGCUGAUUAUACUGAUGUCACCGAUGGAGCUACCUUCCAGUCUUUAUCCUGUACCUGGUGAGGCGAGGGUCGAGGGGAGCUUGUUCACUCUGUUCCUGCACUGCCCACUGUCAGCGCUGUGUCUCUGCUGCGACAUCAAGAAGAUGGGGUUAAUGAACUGGGAACGAGCACAGUCCUAUAUUGAUGCAUUCUUGAAGGAAGCAGGCGCGCUGGUAGCUCGCAGUCGUACCGAGUACGUGUUAUUCCUUGGUGAUGAUUUCUUGCGGUUGCUGAUUCUACGCUUCAUCUUCUGCGAGACGUUUCUGCGAAUGCAUCGGCUGUUCCGCGGUCGGGCGCAGCACACGCGCUGCAGCCCACCUCUGCCCAACGACAUCUAUGACCAUCCCACCCUCACACACAUCUUCAUGGAGCUAUUAGCACAUCUGCAGGUGCGAAGCCACUUCCACGAGCCAGCUGCCGCUGCCCAGGCUAGCAGGGAGUGAUAUGCGUCGAAAAGAGCUCGCAGUGUGUCGUUCGCCGCUCAAUAGCAAAUAGCUUUCUGUCCACGUCCCACUGCGGGUCGAGACAGAACAUAUAUAUAAAUAUGGCGGAAAUAGUGGUUCAUGGCAUUAACCACCUCUGUUGCGAGCGCGUGCUAGAAGAUUUUAGUUCCUUGUAUUGAGGCUCAAAUUACUUGCGCUCCUAAAAUUAAUCCAUAAUGAAAUAAUUGUUACUACAAUAUACUCAUAAUAAAUACAAAUACAAGAAGAAGCACGAAUGUAAAUAAGCACCCAUUUAUUAGGUAGAUCAAUUAUGAUUGAACUCUAUCUUUUCGACUACAUACAAGUAUUUUAUUAAAAUAC